AUGUCGCUGCCACCGCAGGCCUCUUUCAGCUCUGCCACAACUGCGGUCGCCAGUCGUGGAGCGGCAUACCCUUCUGUGGAGGAAUUCACCUCCUUCAAGCUGCCGAACAAGCCGAGAAUCAUCAAGACUCUCACUAGCAAUGACAUCUCAGACCUUUCCGAUGAGCCGGACAGUGCGCCUCGCCCUGCGAUGAACCCCUCGACGCCCAUUCCUCCUUCUCCCAUGUCUUCGGAGGAGUCUGAUCGGGUCAUCGACCUCAAUUAUACUCCGCUCACCGUCCGAGGCAAGAGCAUGAUCUUGCCUCAACACCCUCUUAGCGGCAAAGCCAAAUCUCCUCGCUGGCCCUUCCAGAACGCGACACCCCGCACCUCGACUAUGGUGCCCAUUGUCCGAAGCUUCACUGGAACUUCCAGCCGAUUCGACCACAAUCCCAGAGACGACUACAAUCCAGCGGUUGAGAUCAGCGUCACCGAGUCCCUAGACGAGUUCCAGAUCAACCAUCCCAACGGCCGCUUGCUUGCGUCUCACCCUCAAGGCCUAUCUGUUCACGAGACUGGGUGCAACCUGACCGGUCGCAACUUGGCCAACAUUCCCACCCUAGUCGAGCAGCUUCAGCAGGAUGCUCACUCAAUCAAGGCCGUUUCUUCCAAGCACCGACAGAGACCCCUCGAAGUCUUCUACCGCCGUUGCAAGAGCUCCCAGCUCCUUAAUCUUCAGAUCCUCCGACGCCGCCAGGACAAGCGAAAGAAGGAUUUCGAGACAGACACCACUUGGUACCAGCGCAUCAGUCUCGAUGAUAAUAUCUAUGUCGGGUCCGUCGUCCUUACUCUCUUCUUCGUCACCCAGACGGUUGUCUCCAUCACUGUCAGUUUGACCAUGGUAGCUUCCCAGAUGAGCAUCCCUUACUUCGUCGUUGUCUGGGUCAUGGUGAGCCUCAUCGUCAUGAUCUUCACUGUGGUUAUGAGCCUUCAAAUGCGCUCUUUCCGCAAGAAGACCAACGCUCUUAUUGACGAUGAGAAACGAGUUCGCUCGACUACCUUUCCCAAGCUCUCUCAUGAGGGUCAUCUUCACCUGCCUGCCGACGCUGCAGAGAUCGCUCAUCGCCGUCAGAUUGCCGCCGCCCUUGCGAAUGAGCAAGCUCAUGCAGGCAGCUCGACCGAAGAGUCCGAGAAGAGUUCUGAUGGAACCGUUAUCACCCAGCCGCCCGCCGUGUUCGACCCAUUCGCCCCGGCUAUGCUCCGCGACACCAGCAGCGUCUACCUCUCAGCCAGCGGCACUUCGCCCCAGGGAAUCCAGGAUUCCAACGACACAGCUUGGCAGAACGUUGAUGCCGCGGCGGUCGGAACCUCCCGCACUAGCUCCAUGACGGCCGUCGUCCCUGCGGCUCCCGCCAACCUCCAGGCGAGCAACCAGGGAUCGAGCUGCUAG
Messenger RNA from Colletotrichum costaricense, 1428 nucleotides. RefSeq lists its product as uncharacterized. The record is from RefSeq and is a predicted model, not a curated record. The transcript has a single exon. The coding region runs from base 1 to 1428 and encodes 475 amino acids. NCBI's taxonomy places the organism in Eukaryota, Fungi, Ascomycota, Sordariomycetes, Glomerellales, Glomerellaceae.